Labeo rohita (rohu) is the source of this 2761-nucleotide messenger RNA. Its product is annotated as solute carrier family 25 member 29. Lineage: Eukaryota; Metazoa; Chordata; Actinopteri; Cypriniformes; Cyprinidae. The transcript is spliced from 4 exons. The record is from RefSeq and is a predicted model, not a curated record. Gene Ontology annotation, cellular component: mitochondrion. Gene Ontology annotation, molecular function: high-affinity L-arginine transmembrane transporter activity. The coding region runs from base 449 to 1369 and encodes 306 amino acids. Gene Ontology annotation, biological process: mitochondrial L-ornithine transmembrane transport.
AACGCGCCUUUGCAGUAGUAAAAUUCGUAACCCGCGAACCCGGAAAAUCAGUUGAACGUGCGCGAAGGCGAAAAGACGAACGGGAAUCCUUUUUUAAAUCCGCGGGUCGUGAUUGGGCGCACGCACACACACCUCCUCGCUGACACCCACGUCCACCCAUCCAUCCAUUCGGAAGCUGCUACACAAAUAGACUCAGCAGGUGUCAAACUAGGAGGUGAAAUUUUCCACUACGACGCGAUUAGUGACUUACAGUUGGCGCAGACUCGACCUGCCGGCUGAGUUACCGCUACGCCACACCGCAUCACCACAACCUGAACACUUCUCACGGGCACUUCAGCACAGGACAGGCCUGGAAAACUAACCAGCUCGACUAUAACCGAGUUAACUCCUCAAAACACGUCUGAGCUCCAUCUCAAAACACGGUUGCUUGUGUCGGCUUCAAACAGUGAUGGACUUCCUAGCUGGAUGCUUAGGAGGUGCUGCCGGUGUCCUCGUCGGACAUCCUUUUGACACGGUUAAGGUUCGUCUUCAGGUCCAGAGUGUGGAUAAACCGCUUUACCGAGGGACUUUUCACUGUUUCCAGUCCAUCAUACGUCAGGAGUCUGUGUUUGGCCUUUAUAAAGGCAUUGGCUCGCCCAUGAUGGGCCUGACGUUCAUCAACGCCAUCGUCUUUGGUGUUCAGGGAAACGCCAUGCGCAGGUUGGGCGAGGAUACGCCCAUGAACCAGUUCCUAGCCGGAGCGGCGGCUGGCGCCAUCCAGUGCGUGAUCUGCUGCCCAAUGGAACUGGCAAAGACCCGAAUGCAGAUGCAAGGAACAGGCGAGAAGAAGUCGUCAUCCCGAAAGGUAUACAAAAACUCGCUGGACUGCCUGGCUCGCAUUUAUCAGCGCGAGGGCCUGCGAGGGGUCAACCGGGGAAUGGUUACCACUCUAAUCCGGGAGACGCCAGGCUUCGGGGUUUACUUCCUUGCCUACGAUCUCCUGACGCGCUCGCUGGGAUGCGAGCCGGAGGACCCGUACAUGAUUCCCAAACUGCUGUUCGCCGGCGGCAUGUCGGGAAUCGCAUCCUGGCUUUCGACAUACCCCGUGGACGUGAUCAAAUCUCGGCUCCAGGCCGACGGGGUCGGCGGAAAGUACCAGUAUAGUAGCAUCAUGGACUGCACGCGGAAGAGCAUCGAACGUGAAGGUUGGCGGGUUUUCACACGUGGACUUACGUCCACUCUUCUACGGGCUUUUCCGGUCAACGCGGCCACUUUCGCUACGGUCACCCUCUUCCUUUUGUACGUACGUCCGGAUGAGGGUCCGAAAGAUUGCGAAGCGGCUCCGCAUCACGCGCCAUUGCAGCAACAAGCGCAACCGUCAAGUCUGUGAAUAACCUCACCCCUUCUGGGAUAUCGACUAGCUUGAAGCGUAGCACUUCCCAAAUCAUGGCUAAUCUGUUACUAAACGAACAGUUGCUGUACAGUGAGCACGCCUGUCCAAUCUAAACGGAAUUGCACAACCUUUCUAUCCGUACAAUGACUUGAGCUCUGCGUUUGUAAAUAUAUUUUUAUAUUCAUUGAUAUUUAACAAACACGUUCCCUGUUUCUGCCUUACGAGAGCUACGAAUCCGACCUUUGAAAGUAAGAAUCUGCAUGUUGAGGUAAUCAACAGCUCCUUUUGUUGUUACACGGCAGAACUAGAAAAACUUGCUUUGACAUCAUAAAUUGCUACACUGAAAAGAAACCAGUGUCUAAACAAACACACAUCAAUCUUAGUUAGGGUGGACAUCAGUUGAAUGAAAACAAGGCUGUGAUGUGUUGACAUAAAGCCUAUUGGUUCUUAAGGUUAUAGGUUUGUUUUCUAAAUGUCUUUGUCCACUGGAAAGAUGUACUUAAGAUGUAUUUACCAAGAUCCUUCACAGCCUUGUUUUCGUUUGUGUCAAAUUUACCAUUGCAUCUACGCUGCCUAAAUUAACACCUGGAUUAAAUUUGUAUUCUCGACCCCACCCAGACAUGGACAAAUCUGAUUUUGGCACUGGAGUAUAUAGCCUUUAUGAUGUUUUUAAUCUGAGGUGUGAGAAUGUUCUUUUAAUGGAAGCUGCUUGUGCAAUUGCCUAAACGGUUAUGGUAUGUUGGCCCACUCUUAAAGUUGUGCAAUGAAUACGGUAGACAUCAAAUUCUUUCGAAAUCAUUACUGGAUGUCUGAGGAACUGUUGAUAUCGAUUACUUGAAUUGUAUUGGCUUGGAUUCAUUUAACUGCUGGUGUACUGAAAAGAGAAUGAACCAAAGAUUUUUGUCCUACUGGAAAAAAUCAAAUUCUGUCCCUUCAAAAGUAAGUGAAUGAGUACACUGUAAAAAAAAAACAAUUUGUUGAGUCAACUUAAAAUACUUUGUUACCUGGCUGCCUUUAAAAUUUUAAGUUCAGUCAACUCAAAAAAAGUCAACUUGAAAUGUUAAGUUGUACUAAGUGACAACUUAUAUAUUUGACUUGAUUCAACUUAAAAUUUUAAAAAGGCAGCUGGGUAACAAGCCCAGCUUUUAAGUAUAACAAACCUAAGUUGUGACUUAGUGCAACUUAACAUUUCAAGUUGACUAAAGCUUUUUUGUAUGGGUUGAACUUAAAACUUUAAGGCGUCUGGGUAACAAAUUAUUUUAAGUUGACUCAACAAAUUGUGUUUUUUACAGUGUCCUUUCCUCGUCCAUGCAUCUCCUGCCCUACAUUUAUGAUUUACUCUCUACAAAAUUAAUGCAACAUUUGCAUGUUUUCUGUAACUUAUUAAAA